AUGGCGACUGGUGAUGUUUCCAGUGCACCCGCAACCCCAUCCAGUUCAGCCUUCGUGUCUCCUGAAAGCGAUCCCAUCAAAGUCACCGACUACCAGGUCGCCGAUCCCCAAUUUCCCACUUCAAACAACCAGCUUCGUGGCCCAAAUCUCCACCUCCGACGCACCCCAAACAAAAGCAGCUCACACAUGUCACGAAGAGACAGUUUGGAGAAGCUGGAACGCGACCUGCGCAAAACGUCCAGCAUAUCUUCGUUCAGCGAGCGCAAAUCGCCGACCAAACCGCGCUCGCGCCGAAAAGAUACAAUCGAAAACUUCCUAUCAAAGACUCCCAUCAUUCUCAAGAGCUCACUUGGACAGUUGCGAUAUCUCGUUCUGGUGGAGGGGUUGAAGGCCAACGACCAGGCAGAAUGCACCUACCGAGCAACAGUGUGGUCUGUUUUGCUCCAGGUGCCUCCCACCCGUGCUGAAGACUACAUCAGACUCAUCAAGCUGGGCCCUUCGCCCAUGUACGGCAAGAUCCGAAACGACACGUUCAGGACAAUGGCCACAGACACGGUGUUCAAGCAAAAGGUGCCGGAAGACGCGCUCAUCCGAGUUCUCAACUCAUACGCAUGGAAAAAUGAAAUGCGCGAGCAAAAGGCGAGUCUGGAAGAGGGCAUUGACCACCUGCAAAAAUCACACCGAGAUCAGUACGUUCAAGGUAUGAACGUCCUCGCAGCCCCGUUCCUGUACGUCUGCAAAAGUGAGGCAAUGGCAUUCAAUCUGCUGGACGUCAUGUUGUCUCGGGACUGCCCUCUCUACGUAAAACCCACUCUGGAGGGAGUGCAUUCUGCUCUGGCCCUCAUCGACAAGUGUCUGGAGAUCAUUGACCCAACUCUUUACAAGUACCUCAACUCCAAGAUGCUCAAGGCCGAGUUGUACGCGUUUGCAUCGGUGCUCACGCUAUCUGCUUGCACUCCGCCGCUGUCUGAGGUGGUCGUGCUGUGGGAUUUCCUGUUUGCCUACGGGGUUCACAUGAACGUGUUGUUUGUGAUUGCGCAGGUCAAUCUCAUGCGAGACAAGCUGCUGGAGAGCAAGUCGCCCAUGUCUCUUCUGCGGUCCCUGCCUCCAUUGCGAGCCCAGGAGAUUAUCAAGCUGGGCAUGAGUUUCGUUGCCAAGUUGCCCGAGGACUUGUAUGAUUUGUUGGUGAGGCAUCCAUAUGACGAGGCGAUAUAUGAGGAGGUCAAGACCAUUUAA
Molecule: messenger RNA, 1236 nt
Organism: Yarrowia lipolytica CLIB122
Lineage: Eukaryota; Fungi; Ascomycota; Dipodascomycetes; Dipodascales
Biological process (GO): activation of GTPase activity; negative regulation of septation initiation signaling
Cellular component (GO): mitotic spindle pole body
Molecular function (GO): GTPase activator activity
Source: RefSeq, a predicted model, not a curated record